This is a messenger RNA of Daphnia pulex (common water flea), 3982 nucleotides long. RefSeq names its product kinesin-like protein KIF14. Bases 267 to 3917 code for a protein of 1216 amino acids. The transcript has 11 exons. Gene Ontology annotation, biological process: microtubule-based movement. NCBI's taxonomy places the organism in Eukaryota, Metazoa, Arthropoda, Branchiopoda, Diplostraca, Daphniidae. Gene Ontology annotation, cellular component: microtubule; kinesin complex. Gene Ontology annotation, molecular function: ATP binding; microtubule motor activity; ATP hydrolysis activity. The record is from RefSeq and is a predicted model, not a curated record.
CAUUUUAUUUUUCAUUUGUUCAUUGUUCCUCCGGAAGUCCGGUUCCUCGAUUUACACUUUCUGCCAUCACAAUUUCAAGAAUAGACAACCCUCCUGUCGUUACUGGACUUUGUAUUGUGGAAUGUUGUGAUUGAGACACAGGAGGUUUGAGAAAUAAUUGUGCUGUGCUGCAAGGAAAGUAUUGCUGCAUUAUGAAGACGCCAAUGAUAUCAUUUCGUAUUUCGACGUAGUUCCGAACUUCCGACAUCAACUAAUAAAAUAUCAAAAUGUUAAAUUCUGCAUCAAGGUCCAAAAGUCCCAAGUCAACCAGCCUCAAUAAGUUACCAACAUCAUCAAAGCCAAAGUUGACUGGGACUAAACAGAAAGUUGCUUCAGCAGGAGCAUCAAAGAUUGAUCCAAGUAAGGAAAGAAAAAAGAAGACGAAAGUGCAGCCAAGUUUCAACAGUUGUAUAAAAGUUGCUGUGAGACUUCGACCCAAAAGCACAAAAGAAGAGGCUGAAAAAGAAGAACCUGUCAUCGUUGUUGAUGGAAACAACAUAAAACUUUUAACAAGCAUAGGAGAAACUCAUUUUUUCACAUGUGAUCAAUGUUUCUCAUCUGAUUCUAUCUCAGCUGUUGCCCAGAACAAACAUCAGCAACAAAGAGAAGUUUACGAAUACUUGGCUAAACCAUUACUAUCACAAGCUUUCCAAGGAUUCAACACUUGUUUGUUUGCCUAUGGGCAAACAGGUUCUGGCAAGAGCUACAGUAUGAUGGGGAAAAUUGGUAGCAAAAGUGAACUUGCCGAUGCGUCCGGCAUUAUCCCUCGUUUUUGCCAAGACUUUUUUAUCCACGUCGAAGAUCUGGCCAAAAACUAUGCCGAAACUUCUGUGAGUCUCUCCAUCGAGAUUCAGAUCAGUUAUUUUGAAAUCUACAAGGAGCAAAUCCAGGAUCUUUUGUGCUCAACAGGAGGAAACUUGUCUGUUCGAGAACAUCCAAAAAACGGUCCUUACGUGGUCAAUCUUACCAAGUGUCUGGUUACAUCGCUUGAAGAAGUGCAACGUUGGCUCGCUGUUGGCAAUCGAAAACGAGUUGUAGCGUCCACUUCUCAAAACAAGCGCAGCUCCCGUUCUCACGUCAUCUUCACUAUUUUUCUGUGGCAACGUUUCCAAGAAAUAAUCGACGGGCGACCGCACGUAGUUGAUAAGCACAGUCGUAUAAAUUUCAUCGAUUUGGCUGGUAGUGAAAGACUUGCUUCCACUUCAUCAACUGGUGUUAGACGUGAAGAAAGUCUAGCUAUCAAUCUUUCCUUAUUCACGCUUGGGAAAGUCAUCACUGCUUUAGCUGAGAAAAACUUUGCGCCUUACAGAGAGUCAGUCUUGACGUGGUUGUUGAAGGAAAGUUUGGGUGGCAAUUCCAAAACUGCGAUGCUGGCAACCGUCAGUCCAAGGGCUGCUCAUGUUGAAUCAACGCUGUCCACUUUGCGAUAUUCAUGCUUGGCUAGUAAAAUCGUCAAUACUGCAAGGAUCUGCGAGGAUCCCAAACCUUGUCUGAAUGAUGAUUCAUCGGUUAGGUCAUCAAUUGUAGCGACCCACAACAUGGACCAAUCUCCUUCACGUGUUAGAGAGCUUGAAAAUGAAGCCCGCUAUCUCAAGACUCUUUUGACAGAGGUUGAAAGUAAAAAAGAUUCUGCUUGGAAAGAAAAAGUGGCCCAGGCAGAAUUGAGGCGAGCUGAAGCAGAGGAAGCUCUAGCAAAUCUUGGCCUUUCAACUGUGUCUGAUCCUCAGCAGCCCUAUUUAGUUAACGUUAACCAGGAUCCUUUGUUGUCCCAAACCAUGUUUUUCCCGUUAUGCCCAGGACAAAAUUGGGUUGGUCCUAUGGUUUGCUCAAACGAAUCCCCUUCUAUUCAACUGACUGGGAUGACCAUUGAAAACAACCACUGCUGCAUCGAGUAUUCUACCGACUUGAAGAUCUUUGCGAACGCCGAGACUUAUGUGAACGGACAGCUUGUUGGCCAAUCCGAAAUCCUACUAAGACACGGAGAUCGGGUUGUAAUUGGUGGAAGCCAUUUCUUCCAUUUGCAUAAUCCUAGAGAUUCUCAAUUUAAUGAGAACAACGUGGAAAAUGAGGUUGUGGACUUUGAAACUUCGUAUCACGAACUUCGAGAAGUCCAAGAAAAGACUUUAGAAGUCGCGAUAAAGGAGGCUCAAGAAGAGGCACGUCAACAGAUGCUAUCGGAAAUUAAAACAUUUCGACAAGAAGCAACUUCCGAAAUUUUAGCCCGUCGACAUUUCUACGAAAACGAGAUUGCAUCCAUCACUCAAGGUUUACAAGCGUGGCAGAAAAUUAGUUCUCCUCCUCUCCCAUCCGUAACACAGUCGAAUAAUUGGGAAGAGAUUGAGUUGCUGCUUCAAGACACACAAAGACAGUUAGAACAGCCUCCAAACAACUUUCAAAAAGAGUCUGCAUUCGUUAUCCAGUCGAUGUUAAACGAAGCCAAUGCCAUUUGUCGACGGUUUCAGCAACCUUAUAUUUUUUCCCGCAAAGAAGCCAUUAACGAAGACUUAAAUUCUGCCGUCUGCGUUCAAGAUCAAAACAAAGGGCUCGUAAUGUAUUGGGACUUCGAUCAAAUGAGACAACGUUUGAACACACUGCGAGUAGCGGCGGAAGAAUCGAAUAAUUUUCCAACCGAAGCGAUUUUUGACACUGGUGACGUCUGGUACCAGGAAAAUGAUGCUUCGUCGUUUUUCGCCCCAAGAACUCGAGCCAAACUCCAAGAUUUGUUGAGAACUCUUAAUGACAGCAGUAUAAUUUCACCUGAUGGGAGAAAAUUCAGCCCCAAAUCUCCAAGGCGCUCAUCUUUGUUUCCUCCAUCACAAACUGAUUCCAACGCGGAAGUGGGCGCUGCAUGUUGGAAAUUAAUUCAAGAGCUUUCUGUUUCCGAAUGCUUGAUUUCGACUUUUUGUGGCAUGGCCUCUUCCAUUCAGUCCUUUUUGGAUCACCCUGAUCGCAGUGCGACUUUUGCCAUUGGACUCACUGUGAACUCGAAAUCUCUCCUAUCCAUUUUCGAAGGAUUAGUGGAUUUUAUGUUCACUAAGAGAGAAGUUAUUUCGAGUUUGCGAAACGGUUGGUUAAAAACUACCAGUGAAUCCAGAAAGAGACUGCAAAACGCGCUAGAAUUUGUGAUACAGGGCGUCGCAUUAGACUCUUCUGGUCUUUUUAUGGAAUGGAUACCUCUUUCAAAAAAUGCUUUCAAUAGCAUUCUUGUCGUGUACUGCGAACUAUCUGUGGUAUUUUGCACUGAAGCUACUUAUUUGGAUUUUUUGUCGCCCGCUACUGCUUUAACCGGCUUCACUUCAGCUCACAAGAAAGUGCACGAGUCCAUCAUCGUUCUAGCCGAAGAAAUUCGUCUUAAAAUUGAACAGCUACCAGAGCAUACAUCGCCCAAUCCCAGCCUUACUAAUAAUGGAUGUUCCGUUACGAAUGCAUGCUACAAUAGCGUCCAUCACGUUAUUGGCCUCCUUGAGGAACUGAGGCCCACUACUGAGGACGCCCAGGAUUCUUUCGCUUCCGGAGAUAUGCAGCUUCGUGAUUUACAUUUGAAAUUUCAUCAACGCGUAGAUCUUUUACUACGUCUGGGAAAAACCAUCGAGCAUUUGUUUGGACAUUUAAAAAAUCAAGUGCUAACUCAAGUAAAAGUGUGUGCGGCCGCAUUGAAUUCGAUGGCCAUCGAGUACUCGAAUUUAAUGGGUGUCACUUCCGAGUCCCCAUUCUUGUGUGAGCUGUCAUACUAUACCUUAACUGUUCAUAGAUGUGUGGGUAACAGAAAAAGAAAGACGUUGUUACAAAAAGGCCGGGAUUUACAUUACAGCCCAGUUCCACCACAAAUGCUCGUCACUCCACCACCCAAAACUAAUUCUGAAACAAGGAACGUUUAGAUAACUAAAAGUCAUUAGUGUAAAUGUUGUGUUUUUCUGAAAUAAUCCUAAACACUGUAAUCUGA